This is a messenger RNA of Enhydra lutris kenyoni (northern sea otter), 414 nucleotides long. Its product is annotated as cystatin like 1. Lineage: Eukaryota; Metazoa; Chordata; Mammalia; Carnivora; Mustelidae. The record is from RefSeq and is a predicted model, not a curated record. Gene Ontology annotation, molecular function: cysteine-type endopeptidase inhibitor activity. The transcript has 3 exons. Bases 1 to 414 code for a protein of 137 amino acids.
AUGGGAGUUGGAUGCUGGAGGAACCCUCUGUGGCUGUUGACUGCCCUGGUCCUGGCAGCCAGACUAGGUCAUUUUCAAAGAUGGGAAGGCUUCCAGGAGAAGUCCAUGAGCAAGGCAAAUAUGAAUUCAACGCUCCAGUUCUUCAUGGAAACUUACAACAAUGCUAGCAAUGACACCUAUUUAUUUCAAGUCGACAAGCUACUUCGAAGUCAGAUGCAGCUCACAACUGGAGUGGAAUAUAUGAUAUCUGUGAAGAUUAGCCGCACCAAAUGCAAAAGAAACAGCACAAGAAAUUCAUGCCCCAUUCAAAGCAAAAAGAAGCUGAAAAAGAGUUUCAUUUGUGAUUUUUUGGUGUACACCGUGCCCUGGAUGAACUAUUACCAACUCUGGAACAACUCUUGUCUGGAGGCUUGA